Molecule: messenger RNA, 378 nt
Organism: Ostreococcus lucimarinus CCE9901
Lineage: Eukaryota; Viridiplantae; Chlorophyta; Mamiellophyceae; Mamiellales; Bathycoccaceae
Gene: MRPL28
Product: Putative mitochondrial ribosomal protein L28
Exons: 2
Coding region: 1-378 (125 amino acids)
Cellular component (GO): mitochondrial large ribosomal subunit
Molecular function (GO): structural constituent of ribosome
Source: RefSeq, a predicted model, not a curated record
AUGUCCACCGAGCUCGCGCCCGCCGUGCGACGCGCCCUCGCGCGCGUGGUGCAAGGCAAGGCGCGCCGCGGUCUGUUCGCGGGUAAACACAUCAAAUUCGGCAACAACGUGAGCGAGGACGGGGGCAACAAAACUCGCCGUCGAUGGCUUCCGAACGCGCAAAAGAAGCGAGUGUACAGCGAACUCCUGGAGGAGAUGAUCCCGAUGCGCGUCACCGCGCACGCGCUCCGCUGCAUGGACAAAGCCGGCGGGUUGGACGAGUACAUCUUGCGCACGCGCGAUCAAGAUUUAAAGAGCGUGUUCGCGUUGGAGUUGAAGGAGCGUUUGAAAGCGGCGAAGUCGGCCAUCGACUCCGCGACGGCGCCGAGCGCGCCGUGA